AUGAUUUAGAAUUAAGACUAAUUAAGCUAUUCUUAGGCAAAAUUUAAAGUUGUCUACUUAAGCGUCUCCUUUUUAAUACUCUUCACAGCUUAUAGCUCUACUUAGAAUAUUAUUGGAGUGCUGUUUAAGGAACAAGGAUACGAAUAGCUUGGAUUCACAUCAUUGAUAUUUUUAUAUUUUUCUUUUGCUAUUUCUACACUUUUUGUAAAUAGGAUCAUCAAAAAAUAUUCUUACAAAACAAUAUUCUCUUUAAGUAGCAUUGGAUACACUCUCUUGAAUAUCAGCGGUAUAUGGGUAACAGUGUGCAAGUAAGAAGAAAAAAUUGGAAUUUGCUCCAAUUAACUAAUAUACUCAAUUACUUUUAUUUUUUCAGCGCUUUGUGGUAUUUCUGCAUCUACUAUAUGGGUAGCUUAAGGAGUUUACAUAGAUCAACUCAGUAGCUAGAUACCUUAGCAUAAAGGAUCAUUAUAUGGUUUAUUUUGGUCUAUAUUUUUAGUGAAUAAUAUCAUAAGUUGCAUUAUGAGUGCAGUUAUUAUUAACUUUAGGAAACCUUUUGACUUUUUCAUUGUGACUAGCUCCUUAGGAAUUAUUGCAACUAUAUUCUUUACAUUUAUACCUCAGCCAACUAAUAAAUAAGAGGAACCUCAUUAGGUUAGAAAUCUAAGAUGUGAAAAAGAUUUAUCAAAGAAAGAGUAGCUCAAAAAAAUUUUUAAGCUGAUAAUAUCUAAAGAAACAAGGUCAUUGAUGGUCUUUACAUGCUUUUCUGGAGUUAUUAUGAGCUUUUGCUCAGGUUUUUUAUCUGAGUUAGUUGAAGAUUCAAUAGGAGUAGAAUAAAUAAAAAAAGAAUUAGAGAGUUAAAAGUUGAGCUUAGUAUGUAUAUGUCUGGGUUUCUUUGAAGUUUUAUCAGGAAUUGUUUCGCAUAAAUUAGGUGACAAGAUAUCUCCAAAUAAGCUAGCUUCAUUCAGUUCUCUAGUUUCGCUAUUCGCUAUUAUGCUUUCAUUUGUUGGGCUAAUUUCACAUAAUUUCUUUUUUUGCUUUCUAAUCGGUGCAAGUUGGGGCUUUAGUGAUGGAUUAUUUGAAAAUCUAAUGUCUAUAAUUGCGUCAAAAAGAUUUGGUGGAUCAGUUUUCAUAUUUUAAGCUAUAAUUUUUAUUUAAAAUAUUGGAUUUUGUUUUUCAUAACUCCUAUUUACAAUGCUCGAAUCAUAACCUAUUUACGUUUAUCCAAUGAUUGUUAAUGUAAUUGCUUUAAUUACCAAUGUCUCUUUGUAAUUUGAAGAAAAAAACGAUCACCAAUAAAGCUAUGUAAAAUUAGAUUAAGAAUAUUCAUUAUUGCCAGAAAAAUAUGACAUUAGUGAAAAAGAUACCGAUGAAUCAGAAGGAUUAGGAAAUUUAAUAACUCCAGAUUUUAUGGAGAGCAGGCUUUGA
Tetrahymena thermophila SB210 is the source of this 1425-nucleotide messenger RNA. RefSeq names its product MFS transporter. Gene Ontology annotation, molecular function: transmembrane transporter activity. The transcript has a single exon. Gene Ontology annotation, biological process: transmembrane transport. NCBI's taxonomy places the organism in Eukaryota, Ciliophora, Oligohymenophorea, Hymenostomatida, Tetrahymenidae. The record is from RefSeq and is a predicted model, not a curated record.